GGUUUAUUUAGUGUUUAUUGCGUUUAAAGCGACGCGAAACGUUUCAAGCGUUUAGAAGGCUGUUAAAAACACGGAGGUCUCGGAUGAAGCGCGGUGUUUUAGUGAAGAAGACGCGGACUGCCGCACGAUGAAGCGCUUCAGUGUUUUGAGGCCUGUUUUCAUCAAGAGUGAAGCAAAAAACAGGAUUGUUAAAUAGUUAAAGGCUUAUUACUUUGUUUCUUACUGAAGCUGCAUUUUCUGUUUUAGUCCAGAUCCGGACCUCGUGUCUCAGCAGAGAUCCUGAGCGAGAAGAAGAGGCCAGCGAGCCGGAUCAGAGCUGGCCUGACGAGACAUGGAGGUCGUCCGGGUGGUGAUCGGGGACCUGACUGAUCCACAGCCGUUCAAGAUCCUGAAGGAUGACCCCGAGGAGCACAGAGACGUGAUGGAGGUGAAGGAGGAGAGCGUGAACGAGGACGAGGAGAAGCGUCCGCUCGAGGAACCUCCCGCGGUCACCACCAGGUCGCCGAGCGGCUCGCAGACCCCGAGGAAAGCGGCGCUGGUCUGCCCUCACUGCGGAAAGACUUUCAAGCAGAGAGGACACCUGGACGAUCACAUAAGGACUCACACGGGAGAGAAGCCCUACGCCUGCCUUCAGUGCGGGAAGAGCUUCACUCACAAGGGCAACCUGAAGGACCACAUGAGGAUCCACUCCGGAGAGAGACGCUUCUCCUGCCAGCAGUGCGGGAAGAGGUUCACGCAUAAAGCCAACCUCACGGAUCACAUCCGCAUCCACACGGGAGAGAAGCCCUUCGGCUGCGAGCAGUGCGGGAAGAGCUUCACGCACGCCACGAGCCUCAAGACUCACCUGCUGUCUCACUCCGGAGAGCGGCCCUUCAGCUGCGAGCAGUGCGGCCAGAAGUUCAUCCUCGCGGCGCACCUGAAGAGACACCUGAGGAUCCACACCAACGAGAGGCCCUACGUCUGCUCCUUCUGCGGCAAGAGCUUCCUGUGGCUCUGCUACUUCAAGGACCACCAGAAGAAGCACACGGGCGUGAAGGCGCACGUCUGCUCCGAGUGCGGCAGCGCCUUCACCAGAGCCAGCGAGCUGAAGAUGCACCAGAGGACGCACACCGGAGAGAAGCCCUACAGCUGCUCGUACUGCGCCAAGAGCUUCGCCGAGUCCGGGAACCUGAAGAAGCACCAGCGGGUGCACACCGGAGAGAAGCCCUACCAGUGCCCCUCGUGCGGCGGCAGCUUCAGCCAGUUCAGCCACCUGCUGAGACACUUGAAGCAGCAGAGCUGUCCGAAGCUGAGCCGCUUCAUCUUCAGGCCCCCGGAGCAGCAGAGCUCCACCUCGGCCGCGGAGCUGGCCGCCGACUCCAAGGGAGCGUUUCUGCCCGAAUAGACAAGAGAGAGGUCGCCCGGGGUCAGCAUCAGGAGCAUCGGUGUGUGGGAAUCUUUCCAAAAUGGGUGGGAUGAAAGUAAAGAUGGUUUCGACCGUAAAUAUGUACACCUGAUUUUGAUUAGUCAUAUGCAUUGCUAAGAACUUUUUUUUUUCUUGAUUUUUAUCACUUUAAAUUUUUUUUUUUUUUGCUCAAAUAGUUGUUAAAUAUUGUCCCACACUGUAAAGAAAGUAAAGUUGGGAAAUCUUAAAAGUUUAAGUUGAGCAGCUUCAUGAGAUCUUUGUUUUCGGUUUAGACCACACAGCUCCUGAAGCCGGUCGCCUUAAACUUUUAACAUUUCUAUUUUUUGUUUUACAGCGUAUUCUGAGAAAACCAUUCAUCAUUGGAAAGCUUAUUUAUUCAGAAUGUAUGAAGCUGAAUUUGACGGGUUUGUGUUUUAUCUAAGCUGGUGUUAUUGAUGGAGAUGUCCACGUCGUGUUUUAAACACUCGAGUGAUGAAGGAUGAAGAUCAGUUGGUUGUUCCUCAUGUUUUAGAGUCUUUUGUUGGUACAAAAAUUAAACUUUUGUCAUCUCUCUCAAACCACUUUCCUUCUUCCCGCUGAACACAAAAGGAGAUAUUUCACCUUAUGUCCAAGCCACUCUUUUCCAUUAGCUAUGUUUCCGUCUAAAGCUGCUGAUGGAAUAUCCCACAAAACAUUUACUAAUAAAUCAAAGAGAGAACGAAAUCACUGCUGAGAGCGAGCAGAUAAAGCUCAUGUAAUGACAGGCGUUGCUCGUAACAACAUUUUUGAUGCACACCGUGGAGGGAUUCAUUCACAAAAUGCAUCUCGUUUCACAUUAAACACGUGAAAGCAGAUCAGAAACCGUCUCAAGUGAGAACUACCUCACCUUUUCUCAAAAUAUGACGUUACCUCAGAAUGCACAUUAAAACACAGCUCUUCAAACGGAGCAGUAACUCUGACAAAGCUUUAAAAAGGACAGAACGUACGUUAGGUGGAGAUUUGUCUUCAGCUCUAGAAGGAGAGUUUAGAGGGACGUCGGACACCUUUGAGUCGGUCACAGAGAGAUGACGAGACCUUCAGUCAAACCCACGAGUCCUUGGUCUUCUCCGCUCCGGACGAACGUCUUCAGACGUCUUUAAUGCUUGUUCACUCUCGUGGAUCUUCCUGGUUUCAGUCAAGCUUUGCACUGCUAGCUUUCACUCGUCUCACGUUACAUAUUUAAUAAACUGUCCCACUAAUUAAAUCCUGUGCUGAGACAAAAUACACCACGAAAUGAAAUGUUUUUGUAUAGAUACGAACCACAUUGAGAACAGCGCUGUUUCUGAUCUGAUGCUGUCCAGCCUCUCAACAUCUAAUAAACCACAAGCUUGGAGCGGACUCUUUUUGUUGUUGUUUUAACUCAAAAUGGGUUGGAAAUUACAAAAUAAUCAGCAAGUGAAAAAUUAAGAAAAUAAAACUAGCCUGCAUGUGAA
Messenger RNA from Puntigrus tetrazona (Sumatra barb), 2856 nucleotides. Its product is annotated as gastrula zinc finger protein XlCGF8.2DB-like. Gene Ontology annotation, biological process: regulation of transcription by RNA polymerase II. Gene Ontology annotation, molecular function: chromatin insulator sequence binding. Gene Ontology annotation, cellular component: chromosome. NCBI's taxonomy places the organism in Eukaryota, Metazoa, Chordata, Actinopteri, Cypriniformes, Cyprinidae. The coding region runs from base 332 to 1384 and encodes 350 amino acids. The record is from RefSeq and is a predicted model, not a curated record. The transcript has 3 exons.